AUGAAUAUUCUUUGUCUAGUUGCAAUAAUUCUACUCGGUUAUUUUGGACAAGAUUUCAUUUCGAAUGUCGGUUCAUCGUCAACUCAAGCACCGUUUCCAUUUAAUGAAUCGUAUGCAAUAAUAGUUUUGACUGGUGGUCUAGUUUUUGGCCAUUCGGAAUAUGUUACUAAACCGAUACGAAAAGACGUUGUGAUUUCAAAUGGAAAGAUUCUCAGUUUAAUGGAUCCAUCGAGAACGUUGGCAUUUAUCAAAUCAAUGCAAACCAGUCAAUUAUCUAUUUUGCCAAUAUCUGUUCAAGAACAAUAUAUCAUUCCUGGAUUGAUUGAUGUUCAUGUUCAUGCAAUUGGUGGUGGAGGUGAACAAGGUCCCUAUUCGCGAACACCAGAGAGUCGUUUAUCGGAAUUGAUUCAAGGUGGUUUAACUACCGUUGUUGGUCUACUUGGAACAGAUGGAGUUAGUCGAAGUUUAUCGGCCUUGUUGCAAAAGAUGAAAGGACUGGAACGUGAAGGUUUAUCAACAUGGAUGUGGACCGGUAGCUAUCGUAUUCCCAUUGUUACUCUUACUAGUUCUUUUGAGCAAGAUUUAAUUCUUAUUGAUAAAGUUCUUGGUGCUGGUGAAUUAGCAUUGAGUGAUCAUCGUUCAAGUUGGCCAUCGAAAUCUGAACUUCUUCAGUUAAUUAGUGAUGCACGUGUCGGAGGCAUGCUGAGCGGCAAAUUAGGUGUGAUUCAUUUUCAUCUUGGCUCCGGUGCAUCUAAGAUUGACUUACUUUGGCAAAUAUUGAAUGAGACAACAAUUCCGAUUCAACAUAUGUAUUUAACUCAUAUGUCGUCACGUGGAGAUGCACUAAUAGAAGAAGCAAAAAAAUGGAUCCGAGCUGGAGGAAUGUGCGAUUUUACAGCAGAUUCGGAUGUUCUUAAUGAAACAGAAACAGUGGAAACGUUAAAUAAAUUUCGAACGGAAAAACUUCCACUUAAACAAAUAACACUCUCAAGUGAUGCUUAUGGAUCGUUCCCUGAAUUUGAUUCUACGGGUCGAUUGGUAUCUUACGGUAUGGGUCUACCAGAUUCGGGUUUUAAAACAAUACAAAAACUCGUCUUGAAAUACUCAUGGCAAUUAGAAGAAGCCAUUCAAUUUCAAACAAUAAAUCCAGCAAUAUACCUUAAAUUACCAGGAAAGGGUCUUGUUGCAAAAGACUACGAUGCGGAUAUUUUGGUUCUAAAUAAAACAGACCUUUCAAUAAGAUAUGCUUUAAGUAAAGGACAAUUUUUAAAAACACCAACAUGGGUGAAACAUGGCAUGUUCGAAAAAUAA
Molecule: messenger RNA, 1311 nt
Organism: Adineta ricciae
Lineage: Eukaryota; Metazoa; Rotifera; Eurotatoria; Adinetida; Adinetidae
Source: the annotation of a GenBank genome assembly